Molecule: messenger RNA, 1479 nt
Organism: Gossypium raimondii (Peruvian cotton)
Lineage: Eukaryota; Viridiplantae; Streptophyta; Magnoliopsida; Malvales; Malvaceae
Product: nucleosome assembly protein 1;4
Exons: 11
Coding region: 149-1243 (364 amino acids)
Biological process (GO): somatic cell DNA recombination; nucleosome assembly
Cellular component (GO): nucleus; chromatin
Molecular function (GO): histone binding; chromatin binding
Source: RefSeq, a predicted model, not a curated record
AUAGCUUAAGUGGCAUAAUCUCACUUUUAGCACUCUAAUAAAUAACUUGGCCCUUCAUCACGUCACGUUUCCGAGGGUUCUGUCUUUCUCUUUCCCACUGUAUUUUCCUUUUCUUGCUUCACAAAUACUCAUUUCAACGCCAGAAAAAAUGAGUAACGAUGACGCAUCCGAUCUCGGCGUCGCCCUCCCCGCCGCCGCUGCCGCUUUGAGUGCUGAGGAACGCGCCGGCCUGGUUAAUGAGCUUAAGAAUAAGCUUCAAAAUUUAGCGGGACAACAUGCUGAUGUGUUAGAAACACUAUCACCAAAUGUCAGAAAACGUGUUGAGGUUCUCAGGGAGAUUCAGAGUGAACAUGAUGAACUGGAGAAGAAGUUUUUUGAGGAGAGAGCUGCAUUGGAGGCCAAGUAUCAGAAACUUUAUGAACCACUUUAUACUAAGAGGUAUGAAAUUGUGAAUGGUAUAGUGAAGGUUGAAGGAGAAACAAAUGAAGCUGUGAUGGACGAAGAAGGGGAUAAAUGUGUAGAAGAAAAAGGAGUGCCUGACUUUUGGCAAACUGCGAUGAAAAUGAAUGAAAUUUUGGCCGAGGAGAUUUCAGAGCGGGAUGAAGGGGCCCUCAAGUAUCUUAAAGAUAUCAAGUGGAGCAGAAACGAUGAUCCUAAGGGUUUCAAGCUAGAAUUUUUCUUUGAUUCUAACCCUUAUUUUAAGAAUACCGUCCUGACAAAAACAUAUCACAUGGUUGAUGAUGAAAAUGAGCCCAUCUUGGAGAAAGCAAUUGGAACGAAGAUUGAAUGGUAUCCUGGGAAAUGCCUGACACAGAAGGUCCUAAAAAAGAAGCCCAAGAAAGGAUCGAAGAAUGCUAAGCCCAUUACAAAAACUGAAAAUUGUGAAAGUUUCUUCAACUUCUUCAACCCUCCUCAAAUCCCCGAAGAUGAUGAUAUUGAUGAUGAGCUUGCUGAGGAACUUCAGGAUCGAAUGGAACAUGACUAUAACAUUGGUUCGGCAAUUCGAGACAAACUAAUUCCUCAUGCAGUAUCAUGGUUUACGGGGGAAGCUGUUCAGGGGAAUGAGUAUGAUGGAUUAGAAAGUGAUUAUGACAGUGAUGACCAAGAUGGUGAUGAGGAUGAAGAUGGGGAUGAAGAAGAUGAGAGAGAAGAAAGAAAGGGCAAAAAGAAGAUGCAGAGCGCAAGUGCAAAUGCCGGCCUAAAUCAGCAUGUUGAACGCCCUCCAGAGUGUAAGCAACAGUAGCAUUUGGAUACCCUCUUGGUUGCUUAAAAUUUUGAGUAAUAUAUAUUCCCUAAUUGUGAGUAUCUCAUUCAACUUUUUUUUUUUUUUUUACUUUUUGUUUUUUAAUGGAGGAUUGGUGUUGCCUAUUAAUGUUAUGUGGCAGUGGAACUCUAAACCUAUGUAAUGUUUCUAGUUUCUAAAUCGUAAAUGGUCUGUUAAUAUAGUUUCAUGCAACAUAUAGUAAAACUGUUCCAUCA